AUGUUUCCAGACGAGUGCCAAGUGCUGACGCCGGAGGUGCACCGACACCUUCAGGCAAGAUGGAGUUUGUGGUUCGAUCAGACAAGAUGUGUUGACGGCGUCUCGAUGGCUGACCAGGAGUGCUUGUCUAGCGGGCGCGUCAGUCGCCGCCCAGAUCCAUUGCGCAUGCAGGCCUGCAAGCUAAUGAUGGUCUGCCGUUCCGAUUCACCCUCUGUUCCUUCAAUUUCAAGUGAGCUUCCGCACAUUCCAAAUUCCGCAGCAAUCUACACAUGCAAACCGCAGAAAGGUAGCAAACCAUGGGCUUUGGGAGAAGGGGUAAGUAAGCCGUGUAUGCAGGCGGGCGAGCAGAACGUUCUGCGAAACAUGGAACCUGCCCCAGGUCGCGCAGCACAUAGAUGGUCCUAG
Symbiodinium natans is the source of this 405-nucleotide messenger RNA. NCBI's taxonomy places the organism in Eukaryota, Dinophyceae, Suessiales, Symbiodiniaceae. The record is from the annotation of a GenBank genome assembly.